Miscanthus lutarioriparius is the source of this 1635-nucleotide messenger RNA. The record is from the annotation of a GenBank genome assembly. NCBI's taxonomy places the organism in Eukaryota, Viridiplantae, Streptophyta, Magnoliopsida, Poales, Poaceae.
AUGGGGGUGGCACCUUCUAAGUUUGAAGAUGACAAGGUCCUUGUGCUAUGCCAGGAGAGGAAGCAUUUUGUUAGAGAAGCGUUAGAUGGAAGAUGUGCAUUUGCAGCUUCUCACCGCGCUUAUAUUCUGUCGCUGAGAGAAACCGCUUCUCUUCUGAGGAAAUGUUUUGAACCUGAAGUGCUGAAAGAGUCAAUCCCAAAUGUUUCGCCACCUCUUUUGCCUGUCAAUCAUAUGAGUGCUGGGAGGAACUCCAUGACAGCACCUGCAAAAGUAACCGCUCAAUCUUCAUUCCCUGCUGCUAGAGAGGUCAGUCAGAAUUUUGAAAAUGCUGAUGGUUUAAGGAGCCUCCGAGAGGAAGGGAUCUCUGAGCACAGCGAGGGAGAUGAUGAUUUUGCAGAGCUAGAAGAUAACUUUGACAAUCCAUCCACUGAAACUAGGGUGCCCGUGUUCAAGAACUGGAAUGAUGUGCUUGUUGAUAAUACUCACUCACCUGCACAACACGCUUCAGAAAAUAUUGCUUCACAAAGUACUAAUUCUUGUAGUGACAACUCCAAAAAUAAGAGGACAGUGAUUGGGAUGUCGAAGAAACCUUCCACUAACUUAGGUAACGUGCACAUGGAUCAAAGCCAACAAGAAGUUUUCUGGCAACACUGUUUCCCUGCUGCAGAGAGGAUGUCACUGUUCCUGAAUGCUAGCAGCGCAAUCUGCAGGAGGUAUGAUGAGAGAUGCAAGAAACUGAGACACCAGGAAUCAAGAGGGGGAAAUCAAAUUGAUAUUGAUUUUACCCGUGCUUCUGUGAAGGACUUGCAUUCCAGAGUUCUAGUGGCUGUUCACAAAAUAGGCUUCAUUUCUAAGAAAAUACAAGAUGUAAGGGAUAAAUAUCUUCAACCACAGCUGGAUGAACUAAUUGGAUGGUAUGUCUCUGUCUGUAUCAUUGUCUACCGGUGUAUGCAAAAACAUGCUGUUCCUGUGCAUUAUAACAUGACAUAUAGAUGUGUUAGUCGUCAUAACAAGAGAAUCUCUUCUCCCUGCAGUUUCACUAGGAUGUGGGGUACAAUGCUUGAGUGCCAUCAGUGCCAAUGUGCGAUAGUCAAGUUAGCAUCCAGAAGCUGCGGCCUGAAAAUAUCAUUUCAGUCAGAAUCUCAACACCAGGCUGGGUUUCUCCUCUCGGUUGAGCUGAGAAAACUAUGUUCCAACUUCCAGAACUGGAUGGCAUCCCAAAAGGCGUACCUCUGCAGCCUAAACAUGUGGUUACACAAAUGCAUGAAACCCCUGAUGAGGAGGAAGGUUUCCAGGAUCCGGAACGCCGUUGAUGCUUCGCUAACGGAGACUGCUAUCGCGCCAAUCUUCACAACCUACGAAAUGUGGAUAAAGCUUCUCGAUGAUUUACCAACCACGGACUUAGAAGAAGCCAUCGAAGGUCUCAUUGCAGACAUAAGCCGCUCCAUUCCUCACAAAGAGAAGGUGCCAAAUGACGAAGCAGGGGGAGCAAGUCAUGGCCCGACUGAUCUGCACCCGAGUCUGUUGAGAUUCAUAGAGAAGCUCAAAGCCUUCUCAGAAACCUCAGUUGAGAAGUAUAUCGAUCUGCAGGAAAACGUCAGGGCCGCAAAGGAGAGGAUUUGGAUAAGAAAAUAA